Messenger RNA from Leguminivora glycinivorella, 1477 nucleotides. RefSeq lists its product as uncharacterized. The record is from RefSeq and is a predicted model, not a curated record. The transcript has 6 exons. Bases 250 to 867 code for a protein of 205 amino acids. Lineage: Eukaryota; Metazoa; Arthropoda; Insecta; Lepidoptera; Tortricidae.
UUGCCGCUUGCAUUCGUUCAGCGGCCGCGUAUCCGAACGCACUACGCGGGAAAACUUAUUCGAAUUUCGAAUAUUUAGCGUCGCGCUGAAUUUAAAAGUAUUCCGUGGUGUGAUUGGUUGGUGUUGUGUUUUUUUUUUGUUUUCGAUUAGUACGAAAAUGACCAUCUACAGCAAGAUUGUCCAAAUUAUAUUGGUUUGUGUGUAAUUUAGAUUGGAUUAUUUAUUGGAUUCACAUUAAAUCAAUGAAUCAUGGCCGAAUCGAUGGAAUCCGGAACCUCGCUAGCAUGGCGGCUGCUCGCUACGCUAGAAGGAGGUUCACUAGUGCUAGUCGCGUCUGCACUUAUUGCGUAUAGUGCCCGGCAGAGGGCGCGAGAGCGGCGCCUAGUUCAUAGUGUUCUAGUAUCAAACACAACAAGCACCUUAGGAAAAGAAAUAAAAACGCGGUUAGAAUCGCGUGGGUGCGUCGUGAGCGUGCCAAGUGACACGAGCGGAGCGGGCGCGGAGGCGGAGGCGGGGAAAGUCGACGCGCUAGUGGUGGUCGGUCAAGACGCUAAUGUUGAAAGCUUGGACGGCUUAGCGGAUCUCGUAUCGAGGGAUGUUUAUGAUAAUUUAAAGGUAUUAGAAUCACUAUCGCGACGCGUGCACCGCGGCGGCUGCGUGGCGUGGGCGUGCGCGGGGGCGAGUGGCGUCAGCGGCGCCGGCGACGCCUUCGACACUGUGCUGCGGGCCAGCCUGCAGCAUGUCGCUGAUAGGCACGCCUGCUGUCCAGUAUGGGUGGGCCGACACCCAACAUCGCUAGCAGCGGAACGCGUGGUCGCCGCGCUCGUGCCUUGUACCACAUAUUCGUCCCCUUUCUCCGUGAGGUAGCGAUCACUUUGCAGAACUGGAAAUGCAGCGCACAAAAUCGGCGAGUUCCUCGGCAGAUGGCUCAAAAACUUAGCUUAAAUUAGCAUUUACCUCAAUUAACAUUAACACGUUGCGGCAAUAACAUGAACUCAUCAAGUCAUCAUUGUCAAAUAUAAUAAGCUAGUUUCUUAAACUUAAAAAAAAUAUUUUGUGAAGUGUACGAAAUAAAGCACCACAUAAUUAGAAGAAAAUUAUGGACAGUAGUUAUGUUUAAAGUAGUUUAAACAUAAUUUCUAUUUAAUAAGUCAAAGAGAAAGAUAUUAUAAAGUGAAUUAACCGUGACGUCACUCCUCAGUAUUUCCCACGUACAGAUGUAGAAAAGGGUUUCCUACGGAAACGUUCGUAUUUGUCAUGCUAGUUCAGUCAAUGUCAGUACAUCUUGUACUGACACUGACUGAAAUGCAUGACACGUUCGUACGUUUCCGUAACAAUACGAAGGCAAAUCUUUUCGCACUACAUCUGUAUUUCAUAGUAAUUCCAUUUUAGCAAAUCGUUUUGACAGUCCUUAAAAAGAAGCUGAUUUGACUAAUAGGAAACUAGCCUAUUAUGAACCCCGUACCGCAGAGACCGU